UAGUCCUCGCCUUCACUUCCACAAUACCAACCUAAACCAGGUUGGGUUGGGUUAAGUUUUGAUCCUUCCCUUGGGUUUAUGACCGUUCGAGAAAAAAAAAAGCAUAUAUAUACAAGUAAUAUGAACAUACAUACAGAGAAAAACUGAAAAAACCAGUCAAAAACAUGACAAAAACCAUUUUCUUUUUAAGGAUUUUGCUCGGUUUGCCGGAACACUUAAAAAUAUCCAAUAAAAUACACACUUUAAUAGAACUAGGGUGUUUUUAAGACAGUCUUAUAUAUAGUUGCUGUGUAAUAAAAAGAGGCUUACAUAUCAGAAGCAGACACCUACUCUCAGUUCUAACCCCUCAACUGUCCAGUGUUAUACUUUCUUUCUUUCUUCCCUUCUCUUUGUUUAUUUAGAAAUCUCCCUUCUCUCUUUGCUUCUUUUUUUUUUUCAAGCAAAUAUCUUUAAAAGUCAAUUAAUUUCUCAAAAUUUCCCCUUCAAAUCUUGCAUCAAUCAUGGCUCUUUUAUUUUGUCUAGUGCUUUUCUUAGCCAUGACUGGCCAUUCAAGUGCUAGCUAUUGCUUGUGUAAAGAUGGAGUGGGUGACCAAGCACUCCAAAAGACCCUAGAUUAUGCCUGUGGAGCUGGAGCUGAUUGUACUGCAAUCCUUCAAAACGGUGGUUGCUAUAGUCCUAACACUGUGAGAGAUCACUGCAACUAUGCUGUCAAUAGUUAUUUCCAAAGGAAAGGUGAAGUUAAUGGAAGCUGUGAUUUUUCUGGCACUGCUUCCAUUAGUGCCACUCCUCCUAGCAAUGUUGCUUCUACUUGUAAUUUUCCCUCAAGGAGGCUGGCUGCAUCAUCUUUGUUUUGCAACUUAGCACAAGCACAAGCACAACAGCUGGAACCCCCUCCACAACUCCAACUACAGGGACAACUAAUGGCACAACCACAGGAACUCCUACAGUGUUUGGUAGUGGCAGCACUCUUGGCCCAACAGGAACAACGACCACAGGCAUCAAUGAUCCAAAUGAUGCUGUGUCUCUCUUCAGAAGCCCUAACAUUUUCUUCACCUUUUUCGUGACCCUUUGGAUUUGAAGGUGUAGUACAAACUAGAGGAAGAAAAAGUUGAAGGGGCUUGGGUUUGAUGUACGGAUGUGAUUUUGCCACAACAGUAAUAUACCAUUGAUAUAUAUGUAGGGAUUAUCUAUUAGAGGCAACCCCCCCCCCCCCUUUUUGCCUCUGUGAAAAAAGCUUUGGAAUUUGAUUCCCUUUUGAGUGGUAGUAGAAGCCUGUUCACUAUUUUUUAGAUUUUUCUCUGUAUAUCUAGAGAGAGGGCACUAUUUUUUUUAAUUUAAUGAAAAUUUGGUUAGUGAAAUUUGUUACCACUGUAAUUUCUUCAUUUCAAGCUUUAAUAAGUGGACUGGUGUUUUUUGUUGAAUUGGUGGAUAGUGAUGGAUCUAUAGUCAAAUGCAUGGCCUAAUCUUGUAGAUUAUUACUCCAUUAAUGCAUUAUUGUUUCUGGGUGGAGGCUCCUGGAGCUUCAGAUUGUGACUUGUGAACCACCUACCCACCAACCUUAUCACAAGCGCACUGAACGAAUUGAGAAAUGAUAAAAGGCCUUUGGUUUUGUUUUUAAGUGAUCUUUUUGCACUAGAUAGAG
This is a messenger RNA of Durio zibethinus, 1642 nucleotides long. The record is from RefSeq and is a predicted model, not a curated record. NCBI's taxonomy places the organism in Eukaryota, Viridiplantae, Streptophyta, Magnoliopsida, Malvales, Malvaceae.